This is a messenger RNA of Numida meleagris (helmeted guineafowl), 3550 nucleotides long. RefSeq names its product coiled-coil domain containing 15 (gene CCDC15). The record is from RefSeq and is a predicted model, not a curated record. The transcript is spliced from 10 exons. Bases 2104 to 3300 code for a protein of 398 amino acids. Lineage: Eukaryota; Metazoa; Chordata; Aves; Galliformes; Numididae. Gene Ontology annotation, cellular component: centrosome.
CUUGGGGCCCGGGCUGCUCCGGAGGAGGCUCUGCCUCAUUGCUCCCCGCCCCGGGCGGGUGACCGGAGCCUCGCCUCGGGCUGGAGGCAGCCAGGAGCGCGUAGUGUUUGUUUUAAUGGGGUCCCCGGAGGCCGUAGUGCCCGUGCAGCCUGCUCUCCCUUUUACAUGCGCCCUGAAUUGGUUCACUGCGUUUUUUAAGUGAAAUGUACUGAUCUCAAAAUCAAUCAGCUGAGGGCCCUUAAUGAUUCUGUAGAAAGCUGCUGUUGAUUACUUAAUUUUUUACACCCCCCCACUUUAACUUUAGCUGGAUCUAUGUAUUUCUAGCUUGCUACCGGGAGCUGAGAUCUCUACCAUAGGUAACAGAGCAAACAACUACUGUCUUUUUGCCCCACGUCAAUGCCCUUUGUAUUGUUUGGCACCUCCCUAUUUGUGCCUAAAGGGUGUUUGUGAGCAUAGGUUUUAUUCCAAGUUGCUGAUUUAAAAUAAAUAAAUAAAUAAAUGCUAUAGGGUUUGGAGCCAAUCUCUGCGGUACCCCAUUAGAAACACUUAAGAAAAUCUUCUCUGGUGCUUAUCUCAGGGAUUUCUGCUUUGAGGGUUAUUACAAGAGGACUAAAAGUGCAUUAAAUAUAGGAUGAUGAGUUCAGUCCCCUGUAAUUAAUGUCGAAACGUUACAGAAGCUCCUGUGCUUCUGUGAUGAUUUAUUUCCAUAUUGUAAUUUAAAUUCUGAAAGGUUGAGAUAAUAUAUGGAAAUGAAUUGUCUCUGUAUUCACGCAACUUCCACUGCCAAACUUCGAGGUGAGCUGGAGCUUUCCUGGGACUCAGAUUUUGAAGCCAAAUGGGAGCUGCUGGUCCUCGUUGGGGGGCUGAGCCCUGGCUAUGUGUCAGAGCACCUUCUGCACAUUGCCACGCACCAGCUGUGCUCGUGCCUCCCCUUUGCCCUUGUGCCUUCAGGUGUGGGCAGAGUUGUGUGAGGUUAUUGGAGCUUGUUUAAUACACCUGCAUACAGCAGUGGGUCAUAUUAAAAAAUAAAACGAAUGUCUUCAAUCAGCAUUGCUAAUGAGAUUGGCAGCAGGGAGCAUGGCAAGUUGGAGAUGGCAUCUUCAGUGCAGCUAGCAGUGUGGAGUUCUGCCUGUCUUCAUGCUGUGGUUGUGCCAAUGGGGCCCUGCUGCCGUUUGUGUUCCUGGCAGAGAGGUGUGGGGUGCAGCCAUCCCUGUGACUUGUGGUUGUAAAAGCGUAUGGCAGGUGAUAGAAUAUAACCCAUACCAACCCCACAGCCCUCUGUCGGCUCUUUACCAGUAGCUUCAUUUAUUGCCCUUCAUUCUCUUCCUCACAGCUGUGUUUGAUUUAAAGCAGAAUAAAACUGAGCAUCUAAAUAAAUAAAACUGAAUUACCCUGCAGCAGGUGACAAUCUGCCCCUGCAGAUCCCUUUUCCAGGGUUCUGCCCAGUUACUUACUGAUCUGGCAGCCAGGAAAUGGAGCUGUUUUCUUUAAGCCUUGGUAGUGUUAGCAGGACUGUCUGGCAUGGCUUCAACUGGGAACUAUGAAAACCUGAUUGUUAGCUCAUUUUUUUUAAUCUUUCACUUUGAAUGGUAAAACCACUGUCAGAGCAGUAGCUCUGCCGGUGCUGUGGUCUGCAGCGUUUGAUAUGCUUCCAGCACUGCUCUUACAAGACAUUUAGUGAAAAAUGGAUGUGGGUCAUUGUACAGAGCGUUAACAUGACCUGGGCCAGCCAGAUCCUUUGGCUUUGAAUAUGUGAGCAUCCAUCUGUGAAAUGUGAUCAGGAGUCACUGCAUUAGGGUAUGUUUUUUUUCCUUUCUGUGCGUAGGGUCAAAGGAAGAAGUGUGUGUGCUCUGUAACAGCGUCUGACUAGUUAGAUUUGAUUCCAGCUAGUAGCAAUUCAAUAGAUGUUGUCCAGGCUGGUACUGUGCACAUUUGAAAUAAAAUGUUAUUAUGAAGCUCUCUGGGUGCUGCUUGCCUGGCCUGUAGCUACAGGCUUCGGCGUUUCAGGUUGAGGAGGAGCUGAAGGAGCAGCAGAGGAGGAAGGCAGUGAGGCUGAGGCACUUCCAGGGAGAGGUGAAGCAGCGGGUGAACCAGCAGGUCAAGAUGAGGAGAAAGCAGCAGCUGCAGAGGUCCUGCGAAGCGGCAGAGAAGGAGAGCAACCUCGCCAUGCAGUGCUUGGGCUCGGUGCUGCGCCUGACACCCAAGAAGAACACGUGUGUGUUCCGGAGCCGCCCUGUCUCUGCCAUCUGCAGCCCCAGUACCCACGCUGCCCUGGCACAGUGGCAGGAGCAGGGGGUGCCCAGCGAGCCCUUCCAGCAGCAAGCUGCCCAGCUUAGCAAAGCCAUGAGACAAGUUCGGCGCAGGCUGGCGUCCUGUCGGACAGUGCCCAUAGGUGCGGGGCCCCCAGAGCUCCCCGGCGGCACGUGGAGGCUUGGCAAGAAGCCAGACGUGAGUGGGGCAGCUGGGCCAGGGGAAUCAGUGCUGUAUGCCCCAGUGCCCACAGAAGAUGAGAAUGAGAAGCUUAUUCUAGCAGGACAUCAUGAUCUUCCAGCCGAACUGCAAGACCAGAUGACAGCCCCGCAUCAGGCUGAGCAAGAUGGUGAUUUCUACAUCAAAAUGGAAUUUGGAAAAUUCUGUGAUGGAUCAGCAGAGGAUUUGAGCCCACCUGAGUCUCUGCAGAGAACGACCCUUGGUUGUCGAGCUCCCCUUGUCCUCUGGACUGGCAUAGACCAAGAGGAAAGCAAGAAGCAGCGUCGGAACGAGUACCUGAGGUGCAGGCGCCUCUUCAUGAGCAUUGAGCGAGAGCAAGUGAAGGAGCAGCAGCGGCAAAAGGAGCGGCAGAAGAGGAUUGCUGAGAUUAAGAGCAAGAAGGAGAACCAGCGCCAGGUGGAGGAGCAGAGGAUGCAGGAGGUGGCUGAGCAGCAAGAACCCUUCCUGGGGGAAGGUGUCUGUGAAGUUCUGGCCCAGCUUGAACUGGAGGAGAGGAGGCUAAAGAAGGUCAAGCAAAAAGAACAGCGAAAUAAGGAGUACACAAGGUAUGUUGAAGCUUUAAGAGCCGAGGUGAAGGAGAAGAUGAAGCUGUACAAUAUCGACUUGCCUCCCCUGUGCUCCUGCAGCUCUGACUUCUGGGAGUCCCACCCCGAUACCUGUGCCAACAACUGCAUCUUCUACAAAAACCACAAAGCAUACAGCCACGCGCUGCAGUCUGUCAUCUCAUCUUGUGACCUGGUGGAUGGAAGGAUGAAGCUGCCCUUCCACCACCUCGCUGUCCUCUGCACCUGCCCUGCAAAGCACCUGUGAGGAGGCAUGUCCCCGCAGUCAGGGAGCAAUGGCAGGUGCUGCGGUGUCCCAGCACCAGAGCUGCACUGUGCUGGUGCAUUUUGCUGCUGCUUGUGCUCAGGUUUGAACUGCACAUCUUGGACUUGGUGCAGUUGACUAUUGCACAAGGCAAGGGCAAGUGUGAAGGAGCAGAUUGCUCUGUGGCCUUGGUUAGAGUCAAGCACUUGGAUUUUAGCGUUCAACUGCAGAAUAAACUUUGCAGCAUGGGUGA